This is a messenger RNA of Lynx canadensis (Canada lynx), 682 nucleotides long. RefSeq names its product vesicle associated membrane protein 5 (gene VAMP5). The transcript has 3 exons. The coding region runs from base 80 to 430 and encodes 116 amino acids. Lineage: Eukaryota; Metazoa; Chordata; Mammalia; Carnivora; Felidae. Gene Ontology annotation, biological process: Golgi to plasma membrane protein transport. The record is from RefSeq and is a predicted model, not a curated record. Gene Ontology annotation, cellular component: plasma membrane.
UCCGCUUCCUCCCGGGUGUGUGGCACCGCGGCCGCUCGGCGACAGAGGAGCGGGAGCCGGCCCAGCGGCGGCAGCAGCGAUGGCAGGGAAAGAGUUGGAACGGUGCCAGCGGCAGGCGGACGAGGUGACGGAAAUCAUGCUCAACAACUUCGACAAGGUCCUGGAGCGCGAUGGAAAACUGGCAGAGCUGGAGCAGCGUUCUGACCAACUCCUGGACAUGAGCUCAGCCUUCAGCAAGACAACCAAGACCCUGGCCCAGAAGAAGAGCUGGGAGAACAUUCGAUGCCGGAUCUACUUGGGGCUGGUGGUGGGUGGCGGCCUGCUCGUCAUCCUGAUUGUGCUCCUGGCCAUCUUUCUCCCACAGAGCAGUGAGGGCAGCAGUGCCCCACAGGCCCAGGACGCAGGUGCUGCCUCAGGGCCUGGGGACUGACCCAGCUGGGCCUGAGGAGAGGCCGAUGGCCAUACUGGCUGGUUCUGGUCUCCAGAGAACCCUGGUGUUUGCUCCCACCUGAGCCACCCAACUGAGUGCUGAAGAGCAUCCCUGAUGUGUGCACCUUUGCAUCUCCUAUCACGCCACAGACUGGCCCUUGAGGGCAGCCUGCUGCACUGGCCAUGCCAGGCCAGCCCCACCUGGAGCUCAGUAAAAGCUGCUGUUUGGUUAAAAGCUGCUGUUUGGCUAAAA